Molecule: messenger RNA, 1169 nt
Organism: Sipha flava (yellow sugarcane aphid)
Lineage: Eukaryota; Metazoa; Arthropoda; Insecta; Hemiptera; Aphididae
Product: ervatamin-B-like
Exons: 7
Coding region: 83-1102 (339 amino acids)
Cellular component (GO): lysosome
Molecular function (GO): cysteine-type endopeptidase activity
Source: RefSeq, a predicted model, not a curated record
CAUUCUAAGCAAUAGUUUAUUUGAAAUCGUUAAACCGAGGAACUUUACUUAAACUCUAUUGUUUAAAAAACAAUUAAAAACAAUGGUCGUUUCUAAUAUAUUAAGAACUUCAGUAGUUGUUGGAGGUGUAGUAUUAAUUUUAUUUUUUCUUAUGGCGAUAACAAAAAAUAAUCAGGAACAAAGGGAGUUUGAACAGUUCAUACGUAUGUUUAAUAAGAGUUACGUAAAUAGUACGGAACGCAAUAUAAGAUUCAAACGAUUUCAGGCAUCAUUAAAUAAUAUUAGGCUACUAAGACAUAGUUGUAAUGGCUGUUCCAGUUAUGGAAUUACAAAAUUUUCAGAUUUAUCUCCAGAAGAAUUUACUAAAACGCAUCUGACUCCGAUCUCUCCGAGGAUAUCACGCACAGAAACUUUUAACAUGGGCAAGUCUAAAAGAUCAACUACAACAGCUAUGUUAUCAAACAUUGAUUGGAGAGAUAAAGGAGUGGUAACUUCUGUGCGAAAUCAAAAAAAUUGUGGAGCAUGCUGGGCAGUGAGUGCGGUAGAAAUGAUCGAAUCUGUUUACGCUAUUAAGACAGGAGUGUUGCAAACAUUUAGUGUACAAGAAAUGAUAGAUUGUUCAGGAGGAAUAAAUCAAGGAUGUCUUGGUGGAAGUGUUGCAUAUUUACUGUUGUGGUUAGUGGAAAAUAACAUUACUGUAUUGAAAGAAGAAAAUUAUCCAACCAUUUAUGCAGAUCAAAUAUGUACUCUCAGUCAAACACCCGACGAAGGAGUCAAAAUAAAAUCAUUUUUAACUCUAAACUUAAUGAACCGCGAAGAUCUAUUGGUAACUUAUUUAUCGAAAAGUCCAGUUUCCGUUGCACUUAACGCAUUGCCAUGGCAGUAUUAUGUCGGUGGUAUAAUCAGUCAAUGUGAUAAUAGUAUAGAAUCAUUGAAUCAUGCAGCAGAGAUAGUAGGAUAUCAACUUGGUGUAAAUCCAUACUACAUUUUGAAAAAUUCUUGGGGUACAAACUUUGGAAAUGAUGGAUAUGUAUAUGUGGCAAUUGGAAAUAACGAAUGCGGAAUUGGAUGGGAAGUUGAUGUUAUUACAAAUGUUGUGUAGUUUAAUAGCAGCAAAAUUACUCUUGUGUGACAAUGUUUUUUUUUUUAUUAUUUUUUGUAAAAUAAUU